AAGUACAACACUUUGUUCAUAUUUGACAAACUCAACACUUCUCCUGCCAAAAAGACUUGACAGACUCAACCCCACCCUGAAAACCUUUUAAAAGCCUUCACCUCCAUUCAUCUCGCUCCCCAACUCCCAAGCUCUUUCAGUUUUCUUGUUGUCAUCCAUUUCUCUUCAACUUUCUUCAAAGAAAAUCAGGAGCUGACAUUAUGGCAAAUGGAUAUAAUCAGCAUCUUAAUCACAAGGGAACUUUUUUGCCAAUGUUGUGCUCAAAACCAUCCAUUAAAGAUGUGAACCUUCCCAAAUGGCAAGACAGGUCUGCCUCUUUCUCUGAUGACCCUUUGUCUCCAAAGAUCAGUUGCAUGGGACAAGUCAAGAGAAGCAACAGGAUUGUUGGGUUUCCUGCUUCUCACAAACUCACUCUCACCACCAAGAAUAACUGCAAUAAUGGUAUCAAGUACUCCAAGCUCAAGAAGCUGUUUUCUGGCAAGAAUCUGACUAGCAGCCCUGCCCCAACCACCACCACCACAAAUACUACAACCAGUUGCAGAAGAAAAGAAGUGUUAGUAAAUAGUACAAGCCGGCCUGAUAAUGUUGAUGGAAAAGAGAAUUCUGCUUCAAUCAACAUCGAAAAUAUGGAUCCUCCUUUGCCUGUGGUCAAGAGAGUGCCAAAACAUGGUGAUAAAGGAGAUGGAGAUACUCUUUGGCAGAGAAGAUCGCGUGGGGUUGCAUUGAAAAGCUUACAGCUUCAACAGAUUCAACUUAACAGACAUCAAGAACCAACCACAGUUUGAUAAGAAAAAGAGAGAAAAAAAUAAGGUCAGAUAAUGCAAUAGGUGAUGUAUAUGGUUUGUUCUUAGAAUUCCAAUUUUGAUGAUUGUUGUUUCACUUCUGUAUUUCAAGAGAGGCAUCAAAUUAUGGUGAUGCUAAUCAAGAUGUAUACGAAUUAUUCAUCAAUGUUAAAAAAUUUAGGCUUUAAUCUCUCAAAAUUAUUGAUAGACCUACCACUAUAUUUUCUUGCCAAAAUCAACCGAGUAUCCAUUAGAUCAAGUUUCUAUAAUCAUUCUGAUAGCACGAUGUUGCUCAAUGUGAAGAGGGGACGGUGGGGCGGAGUGGGUUAUUAAUAAAUUCUAAAGCUUGAGGCCUUUGGCCAGUACAAACAUUUGGGUAACAAUGAUAGGGAGGACAAAACAAUGUGAAAUGGAUUUGUGAAUGGAACCGAAUAAUCAAGGGUGAUGCACGUACCAAAUCAAACAUCACCAGACAAAAGCAUGUCUCAGUACAAUAUUUUUUACUAUGUAAAACUGGAAGUUUACUGAGAAGCAAAAGGUAUAGGCGGUUUGUGGGCUAUUUCCAUAUGUGAAUAUGCAAGCAGCGGUUGUUAUUGUGAUUUAUGAGUUUUAUCUGUUUUUCUUUCUUUUCUUUCCUUUUUUUUAUUUUUUAUUUUAUGACAAUAUCGUUUUACUUUUCAAGAAGAUCCUAUAAAAGGAGAAGGCACUUUUUAUGUGCAGUCAGCUUCAGUAGCAACACAGUUAUGGAUGAAGUCUUGGCCUGUUUAUUAUCUGCAGACUGCUAAAUGGCCAGAGAUAGGUCUUAGGCCAACAACUCAUACAUUUGUGCCUUUUUCCAACAAAUCCCCUUUUGGCAGGCAAUCAGUGGGAGGCUAGCACAACAAUAGCUUCAAAAAAUAACAAUGGGUUUACAUGUUACACGGGCAAUCAAAGCUGUAUCCCUAGCUAUAACCUACAACUAGAUGAAUAAUUAAGGACAUUGGCUGGCUGUUAGACUAAGGGGUACAUUAGUUUCAUGUCCUAAAAGCAAGGCAUAAAUCUGUGGUCAUCAACUUGUUGUAAUAACUUAGGAUUGACGCCCGUGAAAGGUCUACAAUUCAGAGUCCGGAUAUAUAGUUUGCUAGGACUAGGAUACCUAGCAUCAACCCCUUUGAUUAUUGCCGGUGGAUAUCUAAGAUUGCUUAAAUCCAAUGAUAUUUCUAGACAACAGAAAAGAUAUCUAAUAUGUAAUGUUAUACAAAGAUUAGUUUUGCUUGUUUCAAUUCACCACAAAGAGACUAUUUCUUUCACAUCCAUUGUCAAAUUAACCAACAUGAAAAAGGGACAAGAAAGAAAAGAUAGACAAUAUCAAAACUAUUACUAAAUGAAUAUAACACCUCCACCUCCACCUCCCAAAAAAUAAAUAGUAUCAAUACUAUUAAUAAGUAGAGGGAAGAAUGGCACCCCUGGGACAAUUAACAGCAGAUGAAACAUCCACGUCGGAAAAUGUUUUCUGAGGAUAAA
Messenger RNA from Durio zibethinus, 2285 nucleotides. RefSeq lists its product as uncharacterized. Lineage: Eukaryota; Viridiplantae; Streptophyta; Magnoliopsida; Malvales; Malvaceae. The record is from RefSeq and is a predicted model, not a curated record.